Cuscuta campestris is the source of this 2289-nucleotide messenger RNA. The record is from the annotation of a GenBank genome assembly. Lineage: Eukaryota; Viridiplantae; Streptophyta; Magnoliopsida; Solanales; Convolvulaceae.
UGUAAUUUUUUUGAUUGAACUGUGUCAGUCUAAAUGGUUAAAAUGCGCAACAAAAAUGGGCUCUAUGAAAAUUGCGCACAUUGUUCCAGGGGACUCAAGCCGCCGACAAGACUGCCGGAAAAGUCCCCGUCGCGCUGUAAAUCAACCCGACAUCGGGCUUUUUCGUUUACUGACGUUAAUUCUACAGCACUGAUUAUUAUUUGUCCGACAUGUCUUUGUUGUUUUUCCAGCCAUUCUCCCCUUUCCUGAUUUUCACACUCUUUUUAGUCUAGAAUUUGUAGAUCAAGCCGAAGAAGCUUCAGUUCUUAGGCUCAUUCUUGAUUUCUGCUCAGUGCUGUUUUAUCAUUAAGCUGCUGAAAUGGAAGUUUCAUCAUCAUAGACAUUGAUGGCUAGCUAUGUUCUUGGUGGAAGUAUAGAAUGUCAACUUGUCAAAACUCUGUGUGGGAUAGUCCUUAAGGGUCAUUGGAAAGCUCUCUUGAAACCCAAGACUGGUUUUCAAGUGAAUUCGGCAAUCGUGAACCAAACGCUUCUGAAACUGUCCCCUUGCUGGUUUUGGCUCUCUUGGUCAUUCUUCAAAUGGGUAGAAACCAUCCCAAAUUACCGCCACUCUUUGCAGUCUUCUUGGACCAUGAUUUGUAUCCUCACGAAGCACAAGCAUUUCAAGAGCGCGAAAGAAAUCCUUCAUCAAAUCGCACACAAAGAUUUCGUGUCGUGUCCCCGUGUUCUGAAAACCCUUGUAAGUGAUGAUGACUACGACGUGAAUUCCCAAGUGCUGAGUUGGCUGGUGAUAUUUUAUGCAAAAAAUUCAAAGUCCGCUUGGGAUGCAAUCCAAGUGCUCGAGCAUAUGAAUGUUUCUAGGAUCAAGCCGGACCCACAUGCUUGCACCGUGCUCCUAAACUCAUUGGUGAAGGAGGGUUUGACCGACACGAUGUGGAAGACGCACAAGAAGAUGAUGAAACUUGGGGUUGUCCCAAACAUACACAUAUACAAUGUCCUGAUUCACGGGUGUUGUAAAUCAGGCAAUGUGGAGAAGGCAGACGAACUGUUGAGUGAAAUGGAGUUUAAGGGUAUAUUCCCUGACCUACACACAUUUAACACAAUGAUAUCCAUGUACUGCCGGAGAGGCAUGCACUAUGAAGCUUUGUGCAUGCAAGAUAGGAUGAAAAUGGGAGGAGUGGGGCCCGAUAUCAUUACGUACAACUCUCUGGUACACGGAUACUGUAGAGAAGGCAGGAUGAGAGAGGCAAUGAGAAUGUUUAAGGACAUUACUGAUGAAAGAGGAAAAAGAGAUGCUCAUAUUACUCCAAACCAGGUGACAUAUAAUAUAUUGAUAGAUGGUUAUUGCAGAGCUGGCGAAACAGAUGAAGCCUUGAGAUUGUGCAGUGAGAUGGAAGAAAAGGGUUUGUUUCCCGGCAUUGCCACUUACAAUUCAAUACUACGGAAGCUCUGCGAGGACGGUCAAAUGAAGGAGUCUAACAAGCUUUUGAGUCAAAUGAGUGAGAAGAAAAUCGAACCCGAUAGCGUCACUUGUAACACGUUGAUCAAUGGGUACUGCAAAGUCGGAGACGUGGAAUCGGCUCUGAAGGUGAAGAACAAGAUGGUGGAAGCUGGGCUGACACCAGAUUCUUUCACAUACAAAGCGUUAAUCCACGGGUUUUGUAAGGCAAGAAAACCGGAGAGCGCCAAAGAUGUGAUCUUUAGCAUGAUUCUUGCUGGGUUCUCUCCGGGUUACUGCUCCUACUCCUGGCUCGUGGACGCAUAUACCCUCCAAAAAGACAAUGAAGAAGAUUAUGCAAAACUAGCAGACGAGUUUUUGCAGAGGGGGAUCUGUGUGGACAUCUCAUUCUACAGGGCCAUUAUAAGGCGGCUGUGCAGGAGAGGGAAGCUGGGCUGCGCCGAAAGGGUAUUUUGGGUAAUGACGAAAGAGAGGGGCAUUUCGGGAGACAGUGUAGUGUGUACUAGUCUGGCUUAUGCAUACUUCAGAGAAGGGAAUAUGAAAGGUGCUUCAGAUUUGCUGGAUGAGAUGUACAGGAGGAGGUUAAUGGUGACACUCAAACUGUACAAAAGCUUGAAUGCUUCUUACAGGGAUGAUAAUGGCGGCCUUGUUUGUUUGUUCUGGAAUGAUUUGUGGCAGAGAGGUCUGCUUUCCAAAUCUGUUAUGGAAACUGUCCAACUCAACAUGACCAAAUGUUAUACUACUCCCUCCUUGUAGGCCUUGUUUUGAAACCAACAUUUUCAAUUAGCAUUUUGGAUUUUUUCACGGGUGCAGAUUAAAUUAGAAAAAUGUUA